Messenger RNA from Purpureocillium lilacinum, 1482 nucleotides. RefSeq lists its product as uncharacterized. Lineage: Eukaryota; Fungi; Ascomycota; Sordariomycetes; Hypocreales; Ophiocordycipitaceae. Gene Ontology annotation, cellular component: fungal-type vacuole. Gene Ontology annotation, biological process: proteolysis. The record is from RefSeq and is a predicted model, not a curated record. Gene Ontology annotation, molecular function: serine-type carboxypeptidase activity.
AUGCGCCUCUUCGUCUCGGCUCUCUUGCUGGGCGGCAUCGCCUCGUCUUCAGUCGUGCCACUCCAGGGGCCGCGACCUCUCGUGGGCAGAGGUCUCAGCCCUCAACUGAAUGUCGCUACAAGCCUGUUGGAUCAGAAGUGGGAUGCAGUCAUCAAUGGAGCAGACGUGCUGGAAAGUGACCUUCUCCAAGGCAUCCCCAGGUGGCUCGGCGGGGAUCUCACCUCCUACGCCCUCCGCACGAGAUCCGUUGACCCGGGGUCUCUGAAGGUCGACACGGUCAAGCAGUAUAGCGGGUACCUGGAUAACAAGAUUUCAGACAAGCAUCUCUUCUACUGGUUCUUCGAGUCAAGGAACGAUCCCGCCAAGGACCCGGUGAUCCUGUGGCUCAACGGCGGCCCGGGGUGCUCAUCCAUGAUCGGGCUGUUCACCGAGAUGGGCCCGGCCUUCAUCCCCAACAAGGACCUCAUCCCAGUCCGCAACGCAAACUCGUGGACCAACAACGCCUCCAUUAUGUUCCUCGAUCAGCCCGUCAACGUCGGGUACUCGUACAGCAGCCAGAGCGUGAACACGACCGCCGUCGCCGCCAAGGACGUCUACGCCUUGCUUACGCUCUUCUUCCACAAAUACCUGCAGUACUCGAAGCUGCCGUUUCACCUCGCCGGAGAGUCGUACGCCGGGCACUACAUCCCGUCGAUCGCUCAGGAGAUUCUCGACUCCAAGAACCCGCUGAUCAACCUCAAGAGCAUCAUGAUUGGGAACGGGCUGACGGAGCCGUUGACGCAGUAUCAGUACUACCGCCCCAUGGCCUGCGGCGACGGCGGCUAUCCCGCGGUCGUCAACGAGACCUCCUGCCAGGCCAUGGACGCCAUCUGGCCGGGCUGCGAGAAGCUCAUCCAGCAGUGCUACCAAGACGGCAGCAGCACCUCGGCGUGCGUCAACGCCACGUCGACCUGCAACGGCCUCCUGGACAUUUACGCGAGCUCCGGGCGCGACAUCUACGACGUGAGGAACCCAAACGGCGCGGGCCAGAACUCGUACGGGCUCGAGUUUCUCAACUCGGACAAGGUCAAGAAGGCGCUGGGCGUCGAGGUGAGCAGCUUCCAGGCGUGCAACAUGACCGUCUACGAGAGCUUCAUCAAGGCGGGGGACUGGAUGCGGCCGUCGUCCUUCCCCGUGGUGCAGGCGCUCACCAAGAUCUCGGUGCUCGUCUUCGCGGGCGACGCCGACUUCAUCGGCAACUGGCUGGGCAACCGCGCGUGGACAAACGCCCUCUGGUGGCCGGGCAAGGGGGAGUUUAACAAGGCCGAGUCCAAGCCGGUGCGUGUCGCGGGGACCAACGACAGCUACGGCGAGAUCAAGGCGGCGCAGAACUUUGCGUUUAUGCGGAUAUUCAAGGCGGGCCACACGGUGGCGAGCUACCAGCCCGUGGGGGCGCUGGAUAUGAUGGUGCGCUGGGUGCGUGGCGAGUGGGCUCGGAUGUGA